This is a messenger RNA of Manacus vitellinus (golden-collared manakin), 1589 nucleotides long. It is a transcript of the gene CHRNA1, whose product is annotated as cholinergic receptor nicotinic alpha 1 subunit. Gene Ontology annotation, cellular component: neuron projection; synapse; postsynaptic membrane. Bases 60 to 1451 code for a protein of 463 amino acids. Gene Ontology annotation, molecular function: transmembrane signaling receptor activity; acetylcholine-gated monoatomic cation-selective channel activity. The transcript is spliced from 9 exons. NCBI's taxonomy places the organism in Eukaryota, Metazoa, Chordata, Aves, Passeriformes, Pipridae. Gene Ontology annotation, biological process: monoatomic ion transmembrane transport; signal transduction; nervous system process. The record is from RefSeq and is a predicted model, not a curated record.
GGCAGCACAGCCCUCCUCUGAACAGACCUUAAAGGUGCUUUGUGCGUGCCUUCAUCUGUAUGACUGCAGCAAGAGGGAGCUGGGAUGAUGAAGGUCCAUCACAUACUCCUCCUUAUCUCUCUGGGCUGACCCUGUGCUACGAACACGAGACUCGCCUUGUUGAGGACUUGUUCAGGGACUACAACAAGGUGGUGCGCCCAGUGGAGGACCAUCGGGACGCCGUCGUCGUCACCGUCGGGCUGCAGCUCAUCCAGCUGAUUAGCGUGGAUGAAGUAAAUCAGAUUGUGACAACCAAUGUACGCCUGAAACAGCAAUGGAUAGAUGUCAACCUCAAGUGGAAUCCAGACGACUAUGGUGGCGUGAAAAAAAUCCGCAUCCCUUCGGAUGAUAUCUGGCGGCCAGACCUUGUUCUUUACAACAACGCAGAUGGUGAUUUUGCCAUAGUAAAAUACACCAAAGUCCUUCUGGAGCACACAGGUCUGAUCACCUGGACACCACCAGCUAUUUUUAAGAGUUACUGUGAAAUUAUAGUCACACACUUCCCAUUUGACGAGCAGAACUGCAGUAUGAAGUUGGGAACUUGGACAUAUGAUGGCACAAUGGUUGUUAUUAACCCGGAGAGUGAUCGUCCAGAUCUGAGUAAUUUCAUGGAGAGCGGGGAGUGGGUGAUGAAGGAUUACCGUGGCUGGAAGCACUGGGUUUACUAUGCUUGCUGUCCUGAUACCCCUUACCUGGACAUCACCUACCACUUCCUCAUGCAACGCCUGCCUCUCUACUUCAUCGUGAACGUCAUCAUCCCCUGCCUGCUCUUCUCCUUUUUAACAGGGUUAGUUUUUUACCUACCCACAGAUUCAGGUGAGAAAAUGACUCUCAGCAUCUCCGUCCUGCUGUCUUUGACUGUGUUCCUUCUGGUCAUUGUGGAGUUGAUCCCUUCCACCUCCAGUGCAGUGCCUCUGAUAGGCAAAUACAUGUUGUUUACAAUGGUGUUUGUCAUCGCUUCAAUCAUCAUCACGGUCAUUGUCAUCAACACCCACCACCGCUCCCCAAGCACUCACACCAUGCCACACUGGGUCAGGAAGAUCUUUAUUGACACAAUCCCAAACGUCAUGUUUUUCUCUACAAUGAAACGACCAUCCAGGGAUAAACAAGACAGAAAUAUUUUUGCAGAAGAUAUUGAUAUUUCUGACAUUUCCGGGAAGUCAGGCUCUGUGCCUGUCAACUUCUACUCCCCGCUUACCAAAAAUCCAGAUGUGAAAAAUGCUAUAGAGGGAAUCAAAUACAUUGCGGAAACGAUGAAAUCGGACCAAGAAGCCAGUAAUGCUGCAGAAGAAUGGAAGUUUGUUGCGAUGGUGCUUGAUCAUCUUCUCCUUGGCAUAUUUAUGCUGGUUUGUUUUAUAGGAACAUUAGCUGUAUUUGCUGGUCGACUUAUUGAAUUAAAUCAGCAAGGAUGAAUGUGAGCUGGAAACUAUUUGUUACUCUGAACAUCUGAAAGCAUCAUAACUAUCAAAAUCUGGGCAGACUCUGUAAGUUUCACUGCUGGGAAAGAGCAGGGACAAUAAAACGUAAGGCUCCAUACUUAGCACUUUUGA